Cladophialophora psammophila CBS 110553 is the source of this 1698-nucleotide messenger RNA. RefSeq lists its product as uncharacterized. Bases 1 to 1698 code for a protein of 565 amino acids. The transcript has a single exon. The record is from RefSeq and is a predicted model, not a curated record. NCBI's taxonomy places the organism in Eukaryota, Fungi, Ascomycota, Eurotiomycetes, Chaetothyriales, Herpotrichiellaceae.
AUGCUACAACUACCUCCGCACGAUUCUCACCCUGUCCUACUCGCGUGGAAGCUAUUGAGUCUAGCCAAAUACCUGCAAGCGAUCCUGCCGACUUCUGUGGACAACCUCAACAGCCUUAUGGUGGAUUACCACAGCAUCAUGGUCCAUGCUGUCGAAACGGCCCAUAUCGUUACCUGUAACGAUGAAGUGAUAUACUCAAUCGAGGGCAUCGAAUGUAUCAUGCUCGAGAGCCUCUACCACAACGAGGCAGGUAAUCUUCGCUUUUCACUACUUUCUGCUCGCCGUGGAAUUGCAGCACUAGCGGAAAUGAUGGGCCUUCACCACGGGAAAUCAAUGUCGCCAGCUUUUCUGAAGCCUGAAACGCGGCUCCGAAUGAAGCCAGAGCAAUUGUGGUUCCGUCUCGUUCGCUUGGACCGCUAUCUAUCGCUAUUGCUAGGCCUGCCACAAGGUUCACUCGAUGACAGUUUCGCAAGCCCUGAGGUGCUCAAAGACUGCCCGCCUAUUGAAUGCUUGCGGCGCAUUGACUGCGUCGCAGCUGGCCGCAUUCUACAACGCAAAGCAGCCGAUAUGAUCGACAGCGAUUUCACUCAAGACAUCGACAAGUUACUACAGAAAGCCGCAGCCCGCAUGCCAAGUCAGUGGUGGCUGGUUCCGAAGCUUACGGCCACCAGUGCCCAAACCUGGGAUGCCUUGGAAGAGAUGGAUCGUCUAAUGUGCCAAUUUGCCCACUUUCACAUUUUGGCCCGCCUUCACCUUCCGUACGUGAUGCGGGCUGAUCAAAAUCCUUAUAACUGCGUCGCAGCCGUCAACGCAAACCGCGAGGUUCUGACACGCUUCGUCUCUUUUCACAGCCAGACCAGCCGCUGCUACCGCGGCAUCUUGUUUCUCGCCUUCAUUGCAAGCGUGACAAUAUGCCUUGCGCAUAUCAACACUCAUGCUGCCGGCCAGAGAAACUCUAUGACUACAUACCUUCUCGCGCACCAACGCAUGGGCGACCGCGGCAUGAUGGAGAGGACUCUCGAACUAAUGGAGUCCACCUCCAACGACGUGGCGGCUACCAGGAUUCACACCAUUCUGCGUCAUUUACUCCUGAUCGAGGAUGAUGCCGCACACGGAGGCAGCUACUACACCUGUGCCUCUGCUGCGCGCAGUGAGGACGAGCUUGAAUGCCAUGGAAAACUCAGCGAAACUGACAGUGGGUUGCGUCUUUCCCUUCCACAUGUUGGAACAAUCCAAAUUACGCGCCGUGCGAUUGAGAAGUCUUCCUCAAUGGCGCAAAUGCUAUAUAUGGCAGAAACUGUGCCAGGGAUCUCGGUUACCGGUCCGACAGUACCGUUGAACCCUGCAAGGUCAUGCGAAGAACUAGAGGGACACGAAAGCCCAUCGCUUGAGGUGCCAAUUACUGCCACGGCCCACACGCCUGGCGAUGAGUCGGCCAUCCCAGAGUGGCAUGCACACCCUUCACUCUUGGACUCGGUGUCUCUACGGCAUUAUUCUGUAUCUACUGCAAAAGGCAGCAGUUGCCUCGGCUUCAACGACGGCAGCAGACCCCACGCGCAUCUCGUCCCGGGCGUAGAUGAGUUCACAGACGAUUGGGACCUACAAGGCGUUGACAUGACUCUGUUCGAUAGCAUUCUCCACGGCACGUCGAGCUCUGGGUAUACCAUAGGCGCAAGCUGGGACGCCACUGAUGGGUAA